GAAAGAGUUAGUCGGUCAGUUGGAGAGCAGUUGUGAGCGGCACCUUCCUUAAGAGUGUGCGUAAAUGAAAAGAAAAACCACACACACACACCCACACAGCAGAAUUACCCUCACAAUUGAAGAAGAGAAAAUAAAUAAUCAUAAAAGGAACUACCUCUCAGCUCUUCAUUUCGUACUCUGGAAUAAGUGGCCUUAAGUGGUGCUCUGGCCGGCACACCUGAGUGAACCUAGUGAUAAACCCAGAACUAGCACCUAGACUGAGCGUCUACCCAUUAUCUUCACUUCAUUGAUGGUCCUUCGAGCCGGAUCACUGGGUUUACGUCAAAGAUGGAACUACAUCCAGAGUACGCUGCUCGUGGUGCACGUCCCAAGCGCCAUAUCCACCCACCUGUACGCUUUGCAGACUAUGAGGUCGAUCAUCAAGGCUACCUCGGUCAGAGGUACAGAGAGGAAUUAAAGAGUGCUCACCAGGAGGGAAAUGCCAGGAUGACACCCCUCACCCCCCCUUAUGACUUUCCCCUUCGCCUGCAGAGGCGGGAUGCUAUUCUUCAGGAGAUGGACCUGAGCUAUAGGGCUGAUAGCCCACAGCACAGCCAGAAGAAUCAGCUAGCCCCCCAGCGGCUUUCAGAGAGAGAGUUUAGGGAACAGCUACGAGAUUACUCUACUCCCUUACCUCCAGCGCUGCACCCCAUACUUUCACAUGAGGACAGCAGAGUUGAGUUAGAUGACAUUCGUCAUGAAAGACACCUCCUGCAGCAGACACAGCGGCACAUGGCAUCGGAUAUAGUCGAGCUUAGGGCGCUGCGAGCAGAUAUGAAACAGUUAGUAGAUGCUGUUUGCAACAUACAGACUCAAACCUCUCUCCAUACUAGAAAGCCAGAGUCAGCGGUGAUGCCACCACAGCCACCCGUUGAAAGUGAACCUAAAGCUGAGGAAGGGGAUGAUUGGCCUGCGCCACCACCACCAUGGCCAGAACCAGUAAUUGCCGGACUUCUGCUUGGUGACCCACCUAGGCUACAUCCUCAUAUUAGGAGAAUAGAUGAGGUUCCAAGAAUUAAGGAAGAAGCUCCGCCAGGCCUGUGGGCCAGCCACAACUAA
Etheostoma spectabile (orangethroat darter) is the source of this 1098-nucleotide messenger RNA. RefSeq lists its product as uncharacterized. The transcript has 2 exons. NCBI's taxonomy places the organism in Eukaryota, Metazoa, Chordata, Actinopteri, Perciformes, Percidae. The record is from RefSeq and is a predicted model, not a curated record. Bases 328 to 1098 code for a protein of 256 amino acids.